Messenger RNA from Eimeria acervulina, 4212 nucleotides. RefSeq lists its product as hypothetical. Gene Ontology annotation, molecular function: DNA-binding transcription factor activity; protein serine/threonine kinase activity. Bases 1 to 4212 code for a protein of 1403 amino acids. The transcript has 7 exons. The record is from RefSeq and is a predicted model, not a curated record. Gene Ontology annotation, biological process: intracellular signal transduction; positive regulation of apoptotic process; regulation of DNA-templated transcription. NCBI's taxonomy places the organism in Eukaryota, Apicomplexa, Conoidasida, Eucoccidiorida, Eimeriidae. Gene Ontology annotation, cellular component: nucleus.
AUGGCAGCUGUAGCUCUUCGGGUGAAUUUUGAAAAUGUAGGCGUAACUCCAAACAGGCAAAGAACUCCUCCGCUGCCUCAGCAUUGCGGCGCCUGUACAAUCCGGGCGGUCCGCAACUCCGGACGUAUUCUUCGUCGCCCUGCUGUGGGAUUGAGGUUCAUUGUUCUUCUCUAUCGCGAUGAACCAUGCGGUACCGAAUCUAACCAGUCCGCGCCCCUUUACGCGGACCAAUGUGUAAGAAUUCGUGAAUUGCCGCUGACCACUACCAGAGCCCCUAGAAACUCUGCGUUCAGAAUUUCAAAGACCUGGAGCUGGGCUGCGUACUCAGGCCAAGGAAGUGUUCACGUACCCGCUUUGGACAGCCUAUGCAAUGAAAAUCAAAAAAAUAGCAAAAAAAACCUGACAUUUAAGCAUAUCGCUUGGCGCCCUCAGGUAGCAGAACUCCCCUCCAGCCGCUGCUGUGCGCCGCCGCAACGAGCGGCUCCUGUGCGGCGGUCGGGGGUGGGAUGCUGUGCUCCUUCUCCGCCUGCCGAAACCGCGUGGGGACCCGCUGCUGCAGCAGCAACGGCAGCAGCAGCAGCAGCAGCAGCAGCCCUUCUUUCUCCUCUGCCGUUUAGCUCGUUGUUGCCUGUAGCUUGUAGAAACGCCAACAUGGCAACACUUGCUGCUGCUGCUGCUGCUGCAGCUGCAGCUGCUGUCCCAGUAGAAGGGGCGACAAGAAGUACUGCAGCACGUGCAGCACCAGGUGCAGUAGCAAAUGCAUCAGGUAUGGGGGAAGGAGUGAAAAGCUUCGAGGGAGCAGGGACAUCACCUGCAUCAGCAGCAGCAGUAGCAGCAGCAGCUGCUGCUGCUGCAGCUGAAGACGCGCAGCAAGAAGGGGGACGAGCUCUUCUUAAAGCUGCACCGGAGAAAGAAUCUUCUUUGUCAAAAUCAUGUGCUGCUCUCAAUGCUCUGCGCGCCCAGCUCGCUGCCCCUCUGACAGAGAACAAGAGCAGCAGCAGCAGCAGCAGCAGCAGCAGCCUGGAAAGAGAAUCUGAUGGGACACCUUCUCAUUCUCCCGCUCCGCCUUUGGAGGCCUGUGCGGCCUCUGGGAGCGGCGGCGACGGCGUGUUGCUGAAGGCAGAGGUAGCAGAGCAGCAAGAGCCUGAGGCAGCAGCAGCAGCAACAGCUGCUGCUGCUGCUGAUGGCGAGGAGGAGCGCCUCGAAGCCCGCUCUGCGUUACCGGAAGGCCUCAGCGUUAGGGGGGAAGGCGGAGCGGAAGGCUCUUCCCCCGCUGCGGCUGCUGCUGCAGGUGGCAGCAGCAACAGCAGCAGCAGCACCAACAGCAGCAGCAGCGGCAGGGAGGGCGCCGCUGAGGGCUCUGUUUCUGAAGGCCCAUCAAGCUGGCCUUUGGGUGCUGCAGGUUGGCGUGAGGGGCCCCCACGCCGCUCUCGGCCUCCUCGUCGUGCUGCUGCUGCUGCAGCAGCAGCAGCAGCAGCAGCAGCAUGCAGCAGCCGGCGUCCUUCCGAAGAAGUGGGUGGUGGUGGCGGUGCAUGCCCUGCUGCAGCGCUUGCGCUGCGUGCCUCAGCAGCAGCAGCAGCAGCAGCAGCAGCAGCAGGGGGCCGCGUAGCUCCCCGCCUCCCAGGGGUAAAGUAUUGCCACUCUCGCAAUGCGUGGAUUGCACGGUGGUCUGAAGAAGGCCAAGAAAGGUGGAAGACAUUUUCUGUAAAGGCCUGCAAAGGGUUCACAGAAGCGCGCAUGCAAGCCGUGCAAUUCAGGUGGGAGAAGGUCCGCCUAAAGUAUGCUAAGUUGAUGAAACAAGCUACCCCGCAACCAGCCCUGAUGAAUGCAGCAGCAGCAGCUGCCGAGGGGGGCCCCCCAGAGGCAAUUGACAUGGAUGCAGAGGCAGCAGAAUUAGCUGCUGCACUGCAGCUCUACGGCAGCGCCGCGGGUUCCUCCAAUCAGGAGCAGCAGCUGCAGCAGCAACAACCACAACCGCAACAACAGCAGCAACGCACGCAGCGCAUGCAGCGCUGCGCGGGGGCCCAGGGAGGCCCCAACAGCGGAGCUGCCAGCCCUUCUUCGACUUCCUCUGGGAGAGGACAGUCUGCUGGUGCUGCUGCUGCAGAUAGCCAUUCGAAGCAAACAGCGAGACAGAAGCGGCAGGGAGGCCCUCUGUUAGCUGCUGCAACAGAGGAGGGGCCAAGGCCCUCCCAGGGGAGAACACCAAGUGCGAAGAAGACAUGCAAGCAGCAGCAGCAGCAGAGGCAGCAACAGCAGCAGCUGCUCUUGCAGGGGGAGGAACAGCAGCUGCUGCAGCAGCAACUGCAGAAGCAACUGCAGCAGCAGCUGCAACAGCAACUCCAACAGCAGCAGCAGCAGCAACAACAACAGCACGAGCUGACGAAUAAUUCUGAUCAGCUCUCGGCCUCUCAGUGGGCGUUGCUGCAGCAGCACUUGCAGCAGCAAGCUGCACGUAGGAAGGCGAGCAGCAAAUCGAUGUCUGUGCGUUCUUCUCGAUCUGAAGGAGAGUUGGCGGAGGGCGCAUCUUCGUUGUUUUCCCCUAAGGGUCCAGCAGCAGCAGCAACAGCUGCUGCUGCUGCUGCGUCUGCUUCGAGGGGGACAGGGGCGCAGGUCUCUGGGGCCGUAGCUUCCGGCACUCCACUUGCUGUUAAGAGCGACACUCUCUACGGAGAAGGUGCAGAUACACCGCAGACGGAGGGAGAGCUGCGGACGCAGCUGCUGCUGCAGCUGGCCACCAGGCUGCAACAGCAGCAACAGCAGCAGCAGCAGCAGCACGGCAGUGAGCAGCAAGACACUGCGAUGCUGCUGCAGGCCCUCAAGAGCCUUCUCCUGCACCGACAACAAACACGACACGAGCAACAAGAUUACGGCGCACGGCUCCCGCUGCACGCCCAGCAGCAGCAACAGCAGCAACAGCAGCAACAACAGCAGCAGAACAACAACAAAGACAUCGAGGCAGACUUGCUGCGGCUAGUUGCAAGGUCUGCAGGGCUAUUGGGGGGAGCUGGGGAUCGGAGCGCUGGGGGGGCAGUUGCUCCGUUGUCCGCCGAGGCUACUGCACUGCAGCAGCUGCAGCAGCUGCAGCAGCUUCAGCAGAGUGCAUGCGCAGCAGGAGACUCGCGAUCAGCGCAGGUGUGGGGCGACGCCCUUGGAGAGAUCAACAGCCCCGAUGGUGUGCAUUCAAUUCUCCGCUUUAUUGCGGAUGGGAAUAGCAACAGGCCUGCCUCAACAGCAGCAGCAGCUGCUGCUGCUUCUGCUGGAGGGGGAGGGGCAGGUGCUGGCAGCACGUCGGGCGACGGAGCAGCAGCGCAUGCAGCCGUGUCGUUGGGGCUGCCGCAGUGGUCGUCCCGAAGCCCCUUGAACAGUAGCAGCACGAACAGCAGCAGCAACAGCAACAGCAGCAGCAGCACGAGCGCAAGCAGCAGAAGCAGCAACAGCAGCAGCAGCAGCAGUUCUGCUCCUAGCUGUAGCUGGGGUCCAUCAGCUUUGUCUUCCUUGGUAGGCCCCGCAUCUGUUUCUUCGCAUAACUUCAGCAGCAACAGCAGCAACAACAACGCAACAGCAACACCAGCACCUGCAGCAGCAGCAGCAGCAGCAGGAUCGUCUCCUUGCUGCACAAGAGACAGCACAGAAGGAGACAACACCGAGGAAGCAGCAGACCUGCAACCGUGGCGGCGAGCAGUUUGCGUUAUUCUGGAAGACGUGCUAGAGAAUUGCAUUCUAGAAGUGGGUACGGAUAUGCGGCACUGUGGCAGCAGCAGCAACAACAACAGCAGCAGCAGCAGCAGUUUAUCGAGGGAAAGGCUGCAAUUCGCGCCGAUGGUGGGGCGGCUGAAGGCCCUAGCAGCGCGCAGCAGCAGCAAAGCGGAGCUAAGGCCCUUCUUGCGUCUCUUCUCCCGCAGCAUUCGUCUCGGUAUUGUACCUAGUAAGCAAUCAACAGAUAUGCAGCAGCUGCUGCUGGAUGCUCUGGGUGCAUUGGAUGAUGCUAUGGCUUCUACAAGAGCCCUGGCAAACCCUCCGCAGCAGCAGCUGCAGCAGCAGCAGCAGCAGCUGCAAAUGCAACAGCAGCAGCAGCAACUCCAGGCGCAACUGCAACAGCAGCAGCAGCAGCAACAGCAACAGCUGCAACAGCAACACCGUCACCAACGCCUGCCCUCUUCGCCGUGCUGCAGGCCGGGGGCAAUAUCUGUGGAGGUGUACGAACAGUAA